AUAUGUGAAGCCUAACAUCUCGGAAUAUAUGAUAGUGUUUGACUAGACUAUUUUUGAGAUGGAUGCUUUAAAAACCUUUACAGUUUUGUGUUCUCUUCUACUAAGCUGUAUCGCAAGACCUCCUGUAUAUACUCAGAACCAUCCUCUCGCUAAACGGGAAGCACAAGGUGGUUCCGGAAGAGGUUUCGGUUUUGGUAUUGAAGGCGGUUUGGUUGGUAAUGCAAGUGAAUUAAUUGGAAAAAGUGGUGAUGAAGGCAGGGAUGGAGGAUUUGGUGUUGGAAUAAGCUCAGGCGGUGGUGGUGGAGGGGGAAGAGGACAAGGAGGUGAUGAAGGCACGGGUGGAGGAUUUGGUGUUGGAAUAAGCUCAGGCAGUGGUGGUGGAGGGGGAAGAGGACAAGGAGGUGGUGAAGGCACGGGUGGAGGAUUUGGUAUUGGAAUAAGCUUAGGCGGUGGUG
Molecule: messenger RNA, 455 nt
Organism: Anoplophora glabripennis (Asian longhorned beetle)
Lineage: Eukaryota; Metazoa; Arthropoda; Insecta; Coleoptera; Cerambycidae
Product: glycine-rich protein 5-like
Exons: 6
Source: RefSeq, a predicted model, not a curated record